GUCUUCGCAAGUUAUAUUAGUACGGACUACGGAGAAAAUUCGGCCGGAGGUUUUAGGGUUUUGUGUUCUUCAGCGUUCGGUGACCCAGUCGUUUGCUUUCUUCUUCUCCUCCUCCUCCUCACUGAACUAUACCCGAAAGGAAAACAAGUAAAUCCGCAAGCAUGACUGCUGAGACGCAGGAGCAGUUGUUGGCCGCCCAGCUCGAAGCUCAGAAGCUUCAAGAUCCUGAACAACCCGUAGUUGAGGAUGACGAAGAUGAUGACGAGGAUGAUGAAGAUGACGAUGACAAGGAUGAAGAUGACUUGGAAGGGCUUGGAGAUGGAAGUGGCAGAUCAAAGCAAACUAGAAGUGAAAAGAAGAGUCGUAAAGCAAUGUUGAAGCUAGGAAUGAAGCCCAUGACUGGUGUCAGUCGAGUUACUGUCAAAAAGAGCAAGAAUAUUUUGUUCGUCAUCUCGAAACCCGAUGUCUUCAAGAGCCCAACAUCAGACACCUACAUAGUCUUUGGAGAGGCUAAGAUUGAGGACAUAAGUUCACAACUCCAGACUCAAGCGGCAGAGCAGUUCAAGGCUCCCGAUCUGAGUCACGUUAUUCAGAAACCCGAGACUUCCGCCUUGGCUCAGGACGAUGAGGAGGUGGAUGAAACUGGAGUCGAGCCAAAGGACAUUGAGUUGGUGAUGACACAGGCAGGAGUAUCUAGGCCACAAGCUGUGAAGUCUCUCAAGGCUGCAGAUGGUGACAUAGUUUCUGCCAUCAUGGAGCUUACCACCUGAUGUGCUGAACUCGAAAAGUGAGAAUAGCAGGGCCUAUAAAUAUCUCUGUUAUGAUCCAUGGUGCUGCAAACUGUUCCCCGAGGCUGGAAUAUUUCUCUGAUCUUGCUGUUCGCUGAAUUUGUGGUCUCCUGAUGUAUUACUGAAACAAGGCAAACUUGGUUUUUGCUUGGAGUGGGAUGCUUUUGUUUUAUGGGUCGAGAAGGUUAAGGUUAAGGUUGCUAUUUAAGCGAUCUUUCUAAUGUUCC
Molecule: messenger RNA, 1015 nt
Organism: Linum tenue
Lineage: Eukaryota; Viridiplantae; Streptophyta; Magnoliopsida; Malpighiales; Linaceae
Source: the annotation of a GenBank genome assembly